UUCGGCAUCAGUAUUCGUAUCAACAGCUCACAGACUGGAGUACUUGACGAAUCACUGAACAAUAACGAUGGACAAAAACGCUCCCAAGAUAGCGAUUGUCGGAGCCGGGGUCGUGGGUCUGACAGUUGCUGAUAUUUUACAGAAGGACCUCAAUAAAGCGAACAUAACUGUGAUAGCCGAUAAAUUCAAGGAGGACACCACAAGUUCCGUUGCCGCUGGUAUUUUUUGCCCGGGAUCGAGUUUUAGAGGUGCAACGUUAGAAAUUGCACAUAGAUGGAUCGAAGAUUCGUGGUAUUACUGGCAAGAUAUAUUGAAAACACCUGAAGCAUCAACUGCUGGUAUCAUGGAGUUAUCUAGCUAUGUAUUUUCGAAAGAAGACUACGGCGUUACUAGAAAUUCUUUCAUUGAAAAUCUAGUUCCGAUCUACAGAUCAGUUCAAGGUGAAGAGUUAAAAAUCUGUGGCCCAGACUGGAAAUACGGAUCGUAUUUUACAACAGUGAAGAUAGGAUGCGACAGAUAUUUGCCGUGGGUCGAAAAGAGAUUCAUUGCUAAAGGUGGCAAGAUUGUGAACGGAAAGAUCGAUAGUUUCACGGAUACAUCACUACGCCAGUACGACUUGGUUUUCAACUGCACCGGUUUGGGCGCGAAAUAUUUGUGUAACGAUUCCAACAUAUUCCCAAUGCGUGGUCAGGUUAUUAGAGUUAAGGCGCCAUGGUUGAAGACGGCUUUCUUUGGCGAUUAUGAUACUUAUAUAAUACCCGGUUUGGAUGGUGUAGCCACAUUAGGCGGCGUGAGACAAUAUGAUACUUAUAAUUUAAAAGUUUGUAAGCACGACGCGGCGGCCAUUUUGGAUCAGUGUAGCCAGAUGUUGCCAGAUUUAAAAAAGGUUGAAAUUGUUGCCCAUAAAGUGGGGUUGAGACCGCAUAGAGUGCCGGUGCGGGUGGAGCCUGAGUUAAUUGGUGGUCUGAAGGUAGUUCAUUGUUAUGGACACGGCGGAAACGGGGUGAUGUCAGCUCCAGGUACUGCUUUGAAUGCUGUGAAAAUAGGAUACGACUUUUUGAAGACGAACGUCAAAAACAAAAUAUAAUAAAUAUAAUGGGUAAUCAAAAUAUUGAUUAGCUCACAUUAUCACGUCAUAUUAUCGUAUAGUUAUAUCUUUUUUA
Achroia grisella is the source of this 1163-nucleotide messenger RNA. Its product is annotated as D-aspartate oxidase-like. The record is from RefSeq and is a predicted model, not a curated record. Gene Ontology annotation, molecular function: FAD binding; D-amino-acid oxidase activity. The transcript has 2 exons. NCBI's taxonomy places the organism in Eukaryota, Metazoa, Arthropoda, Insecta, Lepidoptera, Pyralidae. The coding region runs from base 68 to 1087 and encodes 339 amino acids.